AAAACUGAUGCUGACUGGACAUGAGGACAUCCUAGAAGGGGGAGUAGCCACUUCCCCUAUUGGAUGGUCACGUGAAUUAAAACUUGUACACAGCUGAUCGUGGCGUCACUCAUCAACAUGGCGGACUGGAAUAGAGGUCAUGGCUCUGUGGACGACAUGCUGGAUGCUGAAAACAAGCGGCUGGCUGAGAACCUGGCCACCAAAGUCUCCAGACUGAAAUCUCUUGCGUACGACAUUGACAGAGAGGCUGAUGAUCAGAACGAGUACCUGGACGGCAUGGACUCAAACUUCCUGAGUGCGACGGGCCUGCUGAGCGGCAGCGUGAAGCGUUUCUCCACUAUGGUCCGGUCCGGCAGAGACAACCGCCGCAUCCUCUGCUACGUCUCUGUGGGCCUAGUCCUGGUCUUCUUCCUGCUUUACUACCUGGUCUCCAGGAUUCAACGCUGAUAGGAAAACCAGAUCAGCCAGGAGCUGGUCCUUAUGUGGAGCUGAGACUGUAGACUCUCACGUCAUAUGUGAUAGGUUUAAAUCAUCUCUGAGGUUCUCGUGCACAGGAAAGCAAAAACGUGACAAAACAAAAAGGAAGUAGACUGAAAACAUUUUGUUGAAUCCUUGAACUGCCCAGCAGGAGGUGUCGACCAGCUCACCGGGGGAAAUGGUAGUGGGCGUGGUCAUACCGAAGAUGCUGGUGCCUAUAAAAAAACAAAACAACAUCCCUGGACUUUGACGCUUUUCCACUGGGCACCACUUUUUGUCCCUUCCUGCUGCAGCCAGGAAGUCCUAAUAUCGUGAGAAGGUGGAGCCUGAAUGCAGCUCAGGUGGGAGUGGCACCCACCACAGCUGAGUGUGAUAGGCUAAUGAACCUGUCAGUCAAGACAAUCUUGCCCCAAAACAAAAGUUUCAUUAAAGUGUAGCUGUGUCUCAGUUCCAGACUACACAAUAAUUUUAAAGCAGGUUAUGAGUUGUAACUAGUCUGUUCAAACUGCAAAAGUGACAAAAUUACUCAAAAAUAUAUAUAUGACAGACUAAAAACAGAUUUUUGAGUGUGCUGUUGAUGUACACUAUUGUCUCAUAUAUCAAUGCAUGAAGGAAUGACUCACAGCUGCAAAAAAUCUAAAGUGCAAGUUUGGUAGUGAGACAGCCACAAAAAGGUCAAAGGGGAAAAAAGGUUUGGUUGGCGUGCAUAUUUUAUUAUUUCUUGUCAGAACAAAACAGAAGUUUUUAAAGAUCUUUUUUUAAAACACCAUUAUUUGGCAAUUAAUAUAUAAUAUGCACUGUCUGACAAUUUGUAUGGAUUGUGGAAUUGGGACACAGCAGGUGACAAUCUGCUGGUGAGAGCAGGAAGUGACACCACCUUCUGCUAUUGACAUCUUAAUGAAGUAUGUUAACAAACGUACGUGUUAGCAGAUAGCUCUUGUUAGCAUCUAAUGACAUUUUAUUGCAGUUGAUUGACAUGAGACAAAGCUACAGGUAAAUACUCACACCACAUACUGUAGCAUGAUUAUAUUUUUUUUUUCUAAGAAAUUUUUUUUAAACGUGUGUUCAGUUGUGUGUUACUUUAGUUUGAUGAGCAGGUUUUGUGUGUAUUUGCGGUUAAGCCCAUUUCCUUCUAAUAAUUAAUAUUAAAUGUUGGGACCUGUUCUGUUUAUAGUUUACAUGGACAUUUUGUAUAAUUAUAUAUAGUUUGUCUUUUUUAUUCCACAUUCAGUCAGUCAGUGUCUGCACAGCAGAUCCCUGCUAAAAGAGACUGGGGGAGAUUUAAGAGGGUUAAAAGUGUUCUUUAUGUUUACAUUCCAGCUGUCAGGACUGCUAAUCAGCCACAGUCAAAAUUAUUAUUAAUACACAUGCAAUAAAUCGUUUUAAUUGUG
Molecule: messenger RNA, 1868 nt
Organism: Siniperca chuatsi (mandarin fish)
Lineage: Eukaryota; Metazoa; Chordata; Actinopteri; Centrarchiformes; Sinipercidae
Gene: bet1l
Product: Bet1 golgi vesicular membrane trafficking protein-like
Exons: 4
Coding region: 118-447 (109 amino acids)
Biological process (GO): regulation of retrograde vesicle-mediated transport, Golgi to ER; retrograde transport, endosome to Golgi
Cellular component (GO): SNARE complex; Golgi trans cisterna
Molecular function (GO): SNAP receptor activity
Source: RefSeq, a predicted model, not a curated record